AUGAGCUCGAAUUCGUUCAAGUCAGCUACCUCGUCAAAAACUGGCCAAGGCUCGUUUGCUCCUGGAGCUCCAACCAGCCAAAGUUUGCUGUUGGAGAAAGUCAAUGCCAGGACUUCGACUCCCGACUCUGAGGCCUUGGCGAGCUCGGACGACGAGGGUGAACACCGCCAUGAAGCCUCUCACCCUGCGCCUUCUCAGCGUCACAAACCAGUUCGUCGCUCUUCAUGGCUAAAUGAUACAACUCAACUCAGUCGUCCACGCAAAGAAUCGUUUGCUAGCAGCUCCAUGUCUCCAACAGGGUCUCACGCAAGCACGCCGUCGGCAGAAGUAGGCGGUGGACCUUGGGGCUCACAUUCAGCAUCGUCAGCUAUUGGCCGCUCAACCAAUUCAUCAGCAUUUGCAUGGGGGACUGGUAUCUGGAAUGUCGAACGGAAAGAUGCUUCCUCAAGACUGAGCGAGGUUCUACCAUCCCCGACCUCGACUGUCCCUCCAUCAGGAAGCAGCAACUCGUUCUUCGGCCCUGACUCUCUGCCCGUACAGGCCGUCUCCAGUUCCCGGGAUUCCUUGUCAAACACCCAAAUACCUUUUCCGAUUCCUUUGCAUCCAACGCCAAAAACGUACCGCUCCCAGUCGUAUUCCGUCGGUCAAAUGGACCCCGAGACCGCACCCACAGCUGGCAUGAGUUCAUCAGCCAUCUUGGGGCGCGCUCGACACCCUGGCUUGCAGCACAGGCCGUCUCGUCCUAGUAUGCUGAGUGAAAUGGCGAACGACGGAUCAAUGCUUGGCAAGGUCAAGGAGGUCGAAGAUGACGACGACGAGAGUGCAUCUGAAUCAAUGCAAGGGUCUUUGCACCAAACCUCUGAAUCCAAGACUAUCGAAAUGCUUACCCGCGAGAAUGCAAUGUUACGCCAGCAACAGUACAACUCCCGAUUACGACCUCGUGCCUCGACCGGAGCCGGCUACCUCGGAAAUGGCUACCAGACUGUCCCCGAGGAGUCGGAUUAUGCUGUCGAUGAGUUGGACGAGGCUAACGACACCAUUGAUGCCCUGGGAAGGCGUACUCCUGGCCGUCGCAUGAGCGAGUUUGGCGCCGGAGCCUUCCGAACUCCCCUGGGUCUGGACAACCGCAAAGCCGACAACUUGAAUCUUCAGAAAGCUGCCCUUUGGUCAAGCUCCCCUGCUUUCUUUGGCGGAGAUGUGUCGCAGAGCCGACGACAUUCAUUCGCCAACAUGCCAACCCGACAAGGCUCCAUCAGCUCCAUGGCGGAUUCAGUGUCUACCCUCGAAGCCACUGCUUUGGGAGACAUACCAGCAUCUCAGGUUUUCCCACCCGGAUACUCUGACAGCAUCGGGUUGGCAAAUGCUAACAAUGCCAUGUUUUCCGCCGGGGUCUCCAGUACCAUUCAAUCACAAUACAGCCAUCUGUACGGUCCGCGCUUUGGGCUUCAGAAUCAGUUCACAAACAGACCACCCUCUCCGCAUCGAAACGUCUAUAGCAUGGCACAACCGAGACAUAACCAGCUUCUUCACGUGGUGCUGUUCAAGUGCGCCAGAGCGGAUGUAUUCUAUAUUCAGGAAGGUACGGGUCUUGAUGUGAAACCUGGCGAUCUGGUGAUAGUGGAAGCAGACCGGGGGACGGACUUGGGCACCGUUGCCAAAGAUAACGUUGACUGGCAGGCAGCCAAGGAGUUGAAGGAACACUAUGCUGAGGAGCACUACAAAUGGCUCAUGAUGUAUUCGCAAGGGGCAGCCGCCGCUCAAGAAGGCUCCGGUGCCGGGCUGAUGGCCUCGUCCAGUGGACUGCAAGGCAGUGCAGUUGGUGGCAUGGGUCCUGCGAAUCAACACCAUCUCCAGGAGCCGAAUGCCGGAGAGCUCCGACCAAAGCUUAUUAAAAGGCUGGCACAGAACCACGAGGUUCACGCUUUGCGAGACAAGGAAGGUCAGGAAGCCAAAGCAAAGCGAGUCUGCAUGCAGAAGGUCAAGGAGCACGGUCUCAACAUGGAAAUACUGGACGCAGAGUUUCAGAUGGAUUGGAAGAAGCUCACCUUUUACUAUUUUGCCGACUCUUACAUCAACUUCAACUCCCUUGUCACCGACCUGUUCAAGAUAUACAAAACCAGAAUUUGGAUGUCCGCCAUCAAUCCAGCCUCUUUCGCUAGUCCGACCCUCGGUAUCCAGGCUCCCAGCGGCAUUGGACCUGGUGCGGUGGGAGUUGGCCGUACCUCUGGCGGUAGCAGCGGCAGCGGCAGCGGCAGCGGCACCGCUUCUGCUGGCGGAGGUAAUGGUGCGGGCGGCAACGGCGACCGUCGCCAAAACCAACAAGGGCCAGAGCAGCAGCUACAAGAAUUCGGACGAGGGUAUCGUCCAACGUUCAGCCCGACAUUUUCUGGAGACCGAAAUGUGACGCCAGCAUCAACCUAUCCGCAAGCCAACUAUGGGUAUGGAGGCGGAGCAUUCGGCAAUACUCGCGGCACUGCAUCCGCUUACGCACCCCAUCUUUCUUCUUGUGUGGAAGGCUUCCAGACAGGAUUUGGACAGCAAGGUGAUUUCCAGCCUCUGCGUCAGCCAUUCACCAAUGCUCAAAACUUGCCUACCUCAACUCCGCACUCCACUGGCCUUUCGACUAUUCCGUCGCAGAAUGAUUGGACAGCUGCAUUCCAAGGCUUGUCCCUGAACACACAUUGA
Messenger RNA from Ustilaginoidea virens, 2685 nucleotides. RefSeq lists its product as uncharacterized. Bases 1 to 2685 code for a protein of 894 amino acids. NCBI's taxonomy places the organism in Eukaryota, Fungi, Ascomycota, Sordariomycetes, Hypocreales, Clavicipitaceae. The record is from RefSeq and is a predicted model, not a curated record. The transcript is spliced from 3 exons. Gene Ontology annotation, cellular component: cytoplasm.